GCAGUACAAAGCCUGCUGUAGGGGAGCGCCGCCACAGUCCAGGAGCGGCACUUACCCAAUCGGAGAUUCCGGUCGGUUUCGGUGCGUCAGCCAUAUUUUACCCAUUUUUGUGUCCAUCGCGGAUCGCGCCGCCCCCCUCACAGUCCUCCACAAAAGUUGCACUAUCAUAUCUCAGCUGGUCUCCAACUCACCUUUUGCCUUUGUAUUAUGAUUAAAAAACGCACUAGACCUCAACCUCGCGUCCGUGAAGUAUCACUCGAAGUCGAGGACACUCCAAAUGACGAUCAGGACGAGGAGGAGGAGGAGAAACUACCCCUCGCAGACCUGCUUGAACUGCGAAAAUUACGAAAGAAUCGACAGGGAAUAGAUGUGGCUAAGCUAACCAAAGGAGACGUGAAAAAGAAGCGGAAGAAGGAGGAAGCUGAAGAAGACGAGGACGGAAAACAGGAAGAUACUCAACAACAAAAAUCACGGAAAGCAGUUAGAGCCAGCAACUUCACUCAACAAACGAAUGCCCUGAAUGUUGACAAACAUAUGAUGGCAUAUAUUGAGGAAAACCUCAAGGUUCGAUCCCAGCCUAAAGAAGACGACGAUGUGAAGAGCAAGCCUCUCGAUCCGCAAGAAGCCCUUUACCAAGUUCCUGAACGAUGGAAAGUCGAACAUAAAAAGUCUCCGGCGGAGGAAGGAAGUAUCACCAACAGUAUGGCGAUGCUGACUGCUAUUCCAGAGGUGGAUUUGGGGAUGGACACGCGACUUAAAAAUAUCGAGGACACUGAGAAGGCAAAACGAGUAGUGGCAGAGGAGCGGUCGGAGAGAAGGACUAUACCCAAGGGGGAAGAACAUCUAGUUGCCUCCCGCUUUUACCGACCCAAUCUCAAGAUGAGGUCCGAUGCAGACAUCAUGCGCGAUGCCAAAUUGCAAGCGAUGGGGAUACUAACACAAGACGAUCAGCACAAGAAAUCCAACCACGACAAACCACAGAUGGCCACGGACGAACUGGUGAUGGAGCGGUUCAAGAAACGAAUGCGUAAAUGAAAGAUGUCCAUGCUAAGGACACCUACUGCUGGUUUUAACUUAUUCGACUUGGUUAUAUAUAUAUAAGGCUAUUCACAGCAAGGGUUCAGAAGGUUCAAGUGAGAAGAGUCAUGAGCGUCUUGACGUUGGGAGUGCCGAGACCGGUGACUAACAGAUAAUAUCGGUCAUUAUCCAUUCGUGUAUCGGCACUCAUAUUGAAACCUGGAGUUCCACAACCGGGGUUGUUUCCUGUUAUAAUACCGUUGAAGCCAACACCACCUUUGCUAUAGAGUAACGGAUUCACGAAACCGAGAGGAGGCUGGCUGUUCUUCAACCUAGCAUCGUUUAACAAAGCUACGAUACCGGCAACUGCCGGGAGCUCGCGAACAUGGUAGUUUCCUUUUGAGGCUUGUGGAUAGUCAUGUUCUAAAUUCAAGCUUAUUGACUUUUUAAAAAAAAACACUACAAACGUCCUAUACAGCGAGAAGAUGUUCAAGGAUCCAACACAGCUGGAUGAAGCUGAUGUUCCAUCGACGAGCAUCGCUUUACCACUGGCUUGAGCAGCGAC
Marasmius oreades (fairy-ring Marasmius) is the source of this 1582-nucleotide messenger RNA. RefSeq lists its product as uncharacterized. The transcript has 8 exons. Gene Ontology annotation, biological process: mRNA splicing, via spliceosome. The coding region runs from base 208 to 1035 and encodes 275 amino acids. Gene Ontology annotation, cellular component: spliceosomal complex. NCBI's taxonomy places the organism in Eukaryota, Fungi, Basidiomycota, Agaricomycetes, Agaricales, Marasmiaceae. The record is from RefSeq and is a predicted model, not a curated record.